AUGUUAGUGGAGGAUGAGCAGAAGGGGGAGUGGAGGUUAACAUGUUAUUAUGGAUAUCCGGAGCGUAGUAGACGGAGACAUGCAUGGAAUCUUUUGCGAGAGUUAGUUAAUGUGUCCCUUGUACCCUGGUGUAUAAUUGGUGAUUUUAAUUAUCUACUUUCACAGGAGGAUAAAAAGGGCAUUCACCCACAUCCCAAUUGGUUGUGUAUGGGAUUUAGACAAGCUAUCGCUGACUGUAAUUUAAUCGAUAUUCCUCUUGCAGGACACCCAUUUACUUGGAUCAAAAGCCGAGGUACACCUCAUGUUAUUGAAGAGCGGUUGGAUAGAGCUAUGGCUAGUACGAGUUGGCUGCAUCUCUUUCCUGACGUAAGACUAUCUAACCUCUUGGCCUCACAUUCAGAUCAUAGUCCAAUUUUACUUCAAUGCUCUCCUACUAUAACAGUCCGCUUCAAUGGCUCCUUUCGGUUUGAGAAUAAAUGGCUGAAGGAACCGGAUUUGGAAGAGACGGUGAUUGAUGGUUGGGGUGUGAAUGACAAUGUUGCGAUAGUUGAUCGUGUUGCUCGGUGUGCUAACAAGUUACAAAGGUGGGGCAAAAGGAAAAGAGUGAAGUUUAAACAGGAGAUUGCAGAAUGUGUCCGUGAGAUGGAGGCGUUGAGGGAUAAUCAGGGGGAGGUAGAGAGUAGGAGGUUUCAGGAAUGCUCUAAUAAGCAUGCUACUUUACUGGUUCAGGAGGAAGGGUACUGGAAGCAGUGA
Molecule: messenger RNA, 753 nt
Organism: Trifolium pratense (red clover)
Lineage: Eukaryota; Viridiplantae; Streptophyta; Magnoliopsida; Fabales; Fabaceae
Exons: 1
Coding region: 1-753 (250 amino acids)
Source: RefSeq, a predicted model, not a curated record